Messenger RNA from Populus euphratica (Euphrates poplar), 1934 nucleotides. RefSeq lists its product as uncharacterized. The coding region runs from base 300 to 1703 and encodes 467 amino acids. NCBI's taxonomy places the organism in Eukaryota, Viridiplantae, Streptophyta, Magnoliopsida, Malpighiales, Salicaceae. The record is from RefSeq and is a predicted model, not a curated record. The transcript has 6 exons.
GAAAUCUUUAUCGAGAUGACUCAGUCAAAAGAGCAAACAAAUUAAAAUAGUCUAAAGAAAGAAAGCAUGUGGCACUAGACGUCAUGGCUUAGGCAGUAGCCUGAAUCCAAUUGGUCAAACUCUGAACAGUAUUUCAUUGCCAUGGUUUACUGCGUGUUGAAUUCCUCAUUACUAAAUGGAUGGCCUCAGUCAAUGACAUCACAGCACUCUUCCAAACCUUUCCCUCUCUUUACUCUGUUCAAAUGAACUCUAUCUGAAUUCUAAACAGAAGAGAGCCCAAGUUGUUCAAGAUCAUCACAAUGAUACAUCUGCUUGAGAAGUGGCAGAGACCAUUGAAUUCAUCGGGCAACAUGGUACUUCUGUUAGUACUUUCAAUACUGGCUUUUGGCGUAUCUUGUACACAAGCUUCUCUGGAAAAUGGAAACAAGAUCAAAUCUAGAACUUUCCUGUCACCUGAGUUCAUGUUGGGGCCAGGAUCAGUUGAGAGCAAAACAUACGAUGAUAUUGACUUCCCGAGAGGUCAUAUCGCUCUCAAGAGUUUUAAUGCCGAGGUAGUUGAUCAGGCUGGGAAUCCUGUAGCUCUUUAUGAAACUUACAUUCACCACUGGCUUGUGGGAAAGUACUAUGAGCAUCGCCCAUCAGGCCGUAAUUUUUCACGAAAUAGUGGGUUGUGCCAGGGUCAAAUUCUUGGACAGUAUUUUGGCCUUGGAUCUGAAACUCGAAAAACAGCUUCACAUAUUCCAGAUCCUUUUGGAAUAGAAAUUGGCAAUCCUGCCGAAAUUCCUGAAGGGUAUCAGGAGAAGUGGUAUCUUGGUAUCCAUGCAAUUGAAACAAGGGGUGUGGAAGAUAGGCUGGGGUGCAUUGAAUGCUGGUGCGAUCUAUAUAACGUCACAAACGAUGAAGAUGGAGACCCCAUUAGGCCAGACUAUAAGGGAGGUUUAUUUUGUUGCUAUGAUCAGACACAGUGCAAAGUCAGACAGGGUUUUCAGGGGGACAAGAGGAGCCUCUACCUGCGAUAUACGGUGAAAUGGAUUGAUUGGGAUAGUUCCACCAUUCCUGUUGAAAUCUUUGUGUUAGAUGUUACUGAUACUGGAAAAAGGCUCCUUGGAUCAACAGGAAUCAGUCCAAAGAAUGGUUGCCAGGUUGAGUAUGCAGUUGAGUCUUGCACUGCUACCGAUGCAGCUGUUAAUGGGUGCAUGGACAUCAAAAGAAAUAGCCUCACCAUGCCAACUGGUGGUUAUGUCAUCUAUGCUGUUGCUCACCAGCAUGCUGGUGGGAUAGGUUCAACUCUGUAUGGACAGGAUGGGAACGUAAUAUGCACUUCGAUACCAAUUUAUGGAAAUGGAAAUGAAGCAGGAAACGAGGAUGGUUACAUUGUAGGAAUGUCCUCCUGUUAUCCCAAACCAGGUUCUGUCAAGUUAACAGCUGGGGAGAAUCUAACUCUGGAAUCUAACUACAACAGCACUAAUAAGCACACAGGAGUCAUGGGGCUCUUCUACAUUUACGUAGCAGAACAAGCACCAAAUGUGACUUUCUCGCAAGCUCGUGUUCAGAUGCAUGAAAGCAUUAAAGUAAAAAAUUACGCUUGGUCAAUUGUGGUUUUCAUUGGACUGGCUUUGACUAUUGCUGUUGCUGUUGCUGUUGCUGUGCAUUCCUGGCUGAAGAAAAGGAGAGAAGGUAGCUACAAACCAGUUCCUAAAUAAGGCUGUAACUUGUGUUGUGUUUCCAUGAGCUGUGUGCUGCAUCUCUACAGCCAGCGCUGUUAUCAUCAUACCAUAUUAUACGAAUGUAUGCUUACUUUAAGCAUAAGCAUUCCAGUCUUUCCCUCGCUAAAACUUUUAUGGCCUGUAAAUGUCAUUUUAGAAUGAGUUGAUGCCGCAAUGCGAUAGCCUUCAUGCAGAGUGGCUUUGAUUUAUACAUUCCCUACUUUGCAA